AUGGCUUUCGCGUUUGGAGAUUCUUACUUGAAGCUUCCACCAAUAAGCCAAGAAGGUUCCGUUGAAAUCGACGGCGAAGACUCCAAGAGAAAUUUGGGGAUCGUCCGCGAUAAACAUGGCCUUGUGCGACUUCCUCCUAUCGUGCGAUUGGAUUCACUUCGCUCCACAUCAACCGCUCAAAGGUUUCGGAACGAAACGUCAACCGCAGCUUCAAGCGAAAAGACCGAAGUUGCGAUGUCAAGAUCACCAAUGAAAAUAACAGACAAAAUGGGGGGCUUGAGACUCCAAGGACGUUCGAAAAAACUAAAAAAAUACGACAACAAGAGCGAGGAUGAAAUGAAAUUAAUUAUGGAAGCAGCUGUCAAGGAAACCAAUGAAGACGAAACAAGUUUUUUCGACAGCGAAAAUGUUUCACACGAAAAAGAGAGGGCAGGUUGCCAACGGUUAGGUUCUAGCUCCGCUUUGUUAUCAUUGACUGGUAAUGGAGAACUUCUCCCUGCACACAAAGAUUCAAUCUUGUCCCGCCGGGGAAGCAGCACUUUUCAAACUACGAAGAAAUUGACGAGAUCGCGCAGGCUGGCAAAAUCUUCGCCCGAGUUAUCUAAUAGAAAGAAAAAUAUGCGGCUGCUCGCCGACGGAAAUAUCAGCGAGCAUUCGUUAUCUUCUCUCGCAGCAAGGUCUAUGCCGGUUGUCCGAUCCGACCCCUCAAGCCGUCCACAGCUCGCGGUUCAGGACAUCGACGGAUCAAAGCUCUCUCAAGUACAGAAUUACGCUAAGAUUGAGGAAAAAGCAAAAGAGUACGGCGGGAAACGCAGAAAUCACAGUAAUCAACGGUGGAAGAUUGAUGUUGCAAAUUUACCACAGAGCACCCUGAGUUCACCGGUUUGCAGUGAAUCUGCUAACUCAGAGAUCAAGCAAAAGGUCGAAAGUCAUUAA
This is a messenger RNA of Pocillopora meandrina, 936 nucleotides long. NCBI's taxonomy places the organism in Eukaryota, Metazoa, Cnidaria, Anthozoa, Scleractinia, Pocilloporidae. The record is from the annotation of a GenBank genome assembly.